Molecule: messenger RNA, 1269 nt
Organism: Fusarium pseudograminearum CS3096
Lineage: Eukaryota; Fungi; Ascomycota; Sordariomycetes; Hypocreales; Nectriaceae
Exons: 1
Coding region: 1-1269 (422 amino acids)
Source: RefSeq, a predicted model, not a curated record
AUGGCGUUGAUGCGCUGUAUGAACACUACCACCUUUGAGCUCCACACCAGCACACAGAUCGACUUUAAACAACAAGGCUAUGGUAUCUUGUCGCACCGAUGGGGCUCCAACGAGAUUUUGUUUUCACAAAUCAGCCAAUUCGCUCAUGAAUUGAGGCAAACCAGAAACCGUCAUGCCCUACCGCAACUCGACAAGAUCCUGGGCGCCUGUAUCACUGCUCGCCAGCAGGGUCUCCAGUGGAUGUGGAUCGACAACUGCUGUAUCAACAAAUCAGACAACAGCGAAUUGUCCGAAUCCAUCAACUCCAUGUUUAAAUGGUAUAGCGAGGCAGUGGUUUGCUUGACAUAUCUCUCCGAUGUCCGCUACGCUGGUGGCUCACCUGUCUUUCAAAGCUACGAGACUGGCGAGACAUCAAAAUGGUUCUCUCGUGGAUGGACGUUACAAGAACUCCUCGCACCGAGUAACUUGCUUUUCUACGAUACCGAUUGGAAAUACCUUGGAUCCAAGAUCGAUCUGGCAAAGCCAAUCGAGGACGUCACUGGAAUUGCAGCACAAUAUCUCACCAAAGAGAAUGAUUUCCGCACCGCUUGCAUCGCAGCCAAGAUGAGCUGGGCUGCACGUCGUGAGACUACAAAAGAGGAGGACAUGGCAUAUUGCCUGUUUGGAAUCUUCAACCUCCACUUACCUGUUCAGUACGGUGAAGGCAAAGCGGCUUUUAUCAGACUCCAAGACGCCCUGAUAGCCAAGAACGAUGAAUCACUAUUUGCUUGGAAGAUGCCUCUUGGAGGACCAGGGUCUAGUCUCGAAAUUAUACCAGACAAUACGGUAGACCUCGGUCCAGAUGAGUGGGGUCUCUUAGCUCCCUCGCCCAAGUGGUACGAGCACUGCGGAAAGAUGACAACACAGCACAAGAAGUCUGUCAUGAGACAACGAGGAGGUUUUACCAGGACACCCCAGGGUAUCAGUGGGCCGAUUGGUAAACGGAAUCAUUUCGUAACUGCAUUCCUCACUGGAUUUACUAUUGUUGGAGCAAUUCCUUUCCAGAUAUGGCUGGCAGUACGACAGAGGACGACACUCAAGUAUACUCUCAACUGCUGGGAGCCAAAUGAAGCCGGCGAGUUGAGGGCGGUGAGAUUGCACUUGAGACCUGUCAGGAGAGAUCCCCCAAUGUGGAUAAGGACUGCCAGUCAAGGCUACGAUUUGGUCAAAGAUGCACCAGCAACCGAUUAUUCGGCUGUCGGAACAGUUUGGCAGCCACAAGUAUACUAA